Messenger RNA from Triticum dicoccoides, 639 nucleotides. Its product is annotated as protein transport protein Sec61 subunit gamma-like. Gene Ontology annotation, cellular component: membrane. The transcript is spliced from 3 exons. The record is from RefSeq and is a predicted model, not a curated record. Gene Ontology annotation, molecular function: transmembrane protein transporter activity. NCBI's taxonomy places the organism in Eukaryota, Viridiplantae, Streptophyta, Magnoliopsida, Poales, Poaceae. The coding region runs from base 93 to 302 and encodes 69 amino acids. Gene Ontology annotation, biological process: protein targeting; intracellular protein transport.
AUCCACAUCGUCAGACACGAGCAAACGCACCUCCACAUUCUGCCUCCCACCUCUCCGGCGAGAUCUCCCUCCUCCCCGCGCCGCAGCCAGCCAUGGACGCCGUGGACUCCGUGGUCGACCCGCUCCGGGAGUUCGCCAAGGACAGCGUUCGCCUCGUCAAGCGCUGCCACAAGCCCGACCGAAAGGAGUUCACCAAGGUGGCCAUUCGGACGGCCAUCGGGUUCGUCGUCAUGGGCUUCGUCGGGUUCUUCGUCAAGCUCAUCUUCAUCCCCAUCAACAACAUCAUCGUCGGGUCCGGCUGAUCUCGUCUCCGCAGGUGAGGGGCGGCAGGACUAGAGGAUGUUGUCCAUUCAUGGGGGCGGCAGCUGGUCUUCCUGUCCUCAUACCGCAAACCAAUUCAUUUAGGACUUCAUUGUAGAGGACAUUUUCCCUUGUGUUUUCAUUUGAAACAGUUGUACCUGAGCAGUUUUGAACCUGAUACUGGCUAGACCGUAAUAUCAAGUAGCCAAUGAUACUGGCUAGACCCUAUCAUUUCCUCUCUGGAGCAUUGUGCUAUGAUGCCUUUACUUUCAUCAAGUUCUUUGUGUAAUUGUCCAAAAGGUAAUGACAUGCACUAGCAAGGUGCCCGCGUUAGUUGAA